This is a messenger RNA of Mercurialis annua (annual mercury), 1266 nucleotides long. RefSeq lists its product as uncharacterized. The transcript has 3 exons. Lineage: Eukaryota; Viridiplantae; Streptophyta; Magnoliopsida; Malpighiales; Euphorbiaceae. The record is from RefSeq and is a predicted model, not a curated record. Bases 1 to 1266 code for a protein of 421 amino acids.
AUGGACAAAAUGAUGGAGUUGAUGCUAAAGAAGGACGCAGAGACUCAGCAAGCACUCAAGAAUCAUGCUGCUACUAUUCACAAUCAAGAAUUGCAAAUACAGCAGAUGGCUAAAGCACUCCAAAACAGAAAUCAAGGGGGUUUACCAUCCACUACUGAGGAAAACUCCCGAGAGCAUUUGAAAGCGAUUGAACUGAGGAAUGGAAAGGCAUUGGAUGAUCCAUACGCAACAAAUACUAGCGCAGAGGUAGAAAAGGAGCAGAGUAAGGAAAAUGAAUCUGAAAAGGUAGUCACUAAACCUACUCCACUACCUCCGUACGUACCAAAAAUACCAUUCCCUCAGCGAUUGAAGAAGCCGCAAGAUACUUGGAAGUUCCACCAGUUUUUAGACACUUUCAAGAUGCUGCAAAUCAACAUCAGUUUGGUUGACGCUUUACGUGAAAUGCCACAUUAUGCCAAGUUUUUAAAAGAGAUCAUCACCAACAAACAGAGUUGGGAGGCAGAGGGUACAAUACCCAUGACAAAGAACUGCAGCUCAAUCAUCUUGAGCAAUCUUCCGACAAAAUUCAGGAUCCAGGGAGUUUUACUAUUCCAUGUACUAUUGGUACAAGCUACCCCAAUGAUGUUUCAAUUGGCAGAUCACUCUUCGAAGAAGCCACAUGGGAUUGUGGAGGAUGUUUUGGUUAAGGGACUUCCCAAUGAUAUUGGGGAGACCAUUCAUGACCACUGGCAGAGUCUUAUCGAUGUGCAUGAUGGCAAACUGACUCUGAGAAUUGGGGAGGAGAGUGUUGAGUUUGAUAUGAAGAAAAUUACACGCCACCCCAAUAUCGAAGAGAAAUGGAUGCAGAUUGACAUGGUGGACGAGAUAGUACAAGAGCAGUUAGAAGAAAACAACUCCAUAUUGAACUCUGAUUGGGAUCAGGAUGACAUAAGUAGUAUGGAGGUUACUUGUGAAUGCCCUGUGGCAGACCAGAAGACGGAACUGGAAACAACCGUACGUACUCAUAUUCGUACUUGUGCGAAUGCACAGCUGGUUUCCAGUCAAGAAGAGGAAGAGUGUGAAGAGGAACCAGUUCUUGAGCCAUUGGUCAAGAACAAGCACAUCACUCCUCCUUCUUCAGAAAAGCCACUGAAGAUGGAACUCAAGACUUUACCAGCGCAUCUUAGGUAUGCUUUCUUGGGAGCUGACAAUACUUUACCUAUCAUUAUCAGCAAUAAGCUCACCAAGGAGCAAGAGCAGAAGGUCAUCAACAUAGUCAAGGGAUGA